GUUAAUUUAUAUUAUUUGCUAUCAGUGUUUAUUAGUUUAAUUAGUGUUAAAUUCACCUAAUAUAAAAGCAGACUAACACUUUGUUCUUCAAACCAGUUUCAACUUUUGUACCAGUCAGUUUUUUUUAUAGAAUACGAAUUCACAAUGAAGUUUAUCGUACUUUUUGCCUUAGUACUUUACUGCUCUUUGGAAGUUUCAGGACUUCCUAAUCCAGCUUGUGCUGGUGUACAGUGCUCUCCUCCACAAUGCGGACUUGGUGCUCGUCUAAAACUGAAGGAAGGUGCUUGUUGUCCCACAUGCGAAGGAUUCGGAAACCCAUUAUGUGAAGGUAUCCAAUGCGGUGUACCAAACUGUCCUCCUGGAUCUAUAUUGAAGCUCAAAGAUAAUGCUUGUUGUCCCUCAUGCGAACCAUUCGGUAACCCAAGAUGUGCAGGUAUACAAUGCGGUGUCCCACUCUGCCCAGCAGGGACAGUUUUAAGACUUAAGGACGGAGAUUGUUGUGCCUCCUGCCAACCAGCACGGUAAAUAAUAAUAAAUCAAGGAAAUAUUGCAACUACCAGAAACAAUGACUUAUGGCAAAUAAAAUAUUAUUAAUAAAUUAAUAAAAUAUGAAAACAUCCAAUAACAGAAGUUUUAUUUUAA
This is a messenger RNA of Diabrotica balteata, 642 nucleotides long. The record is from the annotation of a GenBank genome assembly. NCBI's taxonomy places the organism in Eukaryota, Metazoa, Arthropoda, Insecta, Coleoptera, Chrysomelidae.